AUGGCCCUUCAGUCCCUUGUGGUAUUAAUGAAAAUUCGGAAUKUYGACUACGAAUUGACCUAUCCUGAAAGACUGAGCGAGAAUCGUGUCAAACGAGACCUCUCCACAGCCACCGAAAAUGGACAUGAAAAUACAGCAACAUUCGCUAUAAACGCAUUUCAGAAGAAAUGGGUUUUGGAUGCGAAGCAAAACCACCAUCUGAUGCCAAAGGCGUUUACAGUAAAAACAUUUGAUUCUGAUGACAAUGAAGUGAUAUCCAGAAAAGCUCCGGAACCCUGUCAUUACCAAGGCUCUAUUCGUGGAAUCCCUGAUUCUGUUGUUGUUUUAGAUACGUGCAGUGGACUGAGGGGGUUGAUUGACGAUGGAACGCAGAGCUAUCAAAUUGAACCUCACGAUGACUUCCAGGAAACUGGUGCGCAUAGAAUUUCCAAAGAUGAAAWUGAAUUUGAUGCUGAUGAGCACUGUGGGACAGAGUUUGAUGAAAGUUCACCUAAAGCMGCUKRCCCUAAAAGCUCAAAAUUAGCAAAAACACUCAAGAGACUACGUCGUGGUCUAGGUCACGUGGUCGACACUGAGGAUAUCUACCGAUCUUACUUAACCACUAACGAAACAAAAUACACCGAAGUGGUAUUCGUGGUAGACAAUGGCGUGUACCUGAGAUUCAACAAAACUAAGCCUGUCAUUGAUAAAGUUCUUAUUUUGUGUAAUGCAGUUGACGCGGUGUAYCAGAGAAUCAAUAUACGAAUAGUUGCGAUUGCUAUCGAGAUUUGGACGAACGGAGAUCGAAUGCCACGUGGAAAAGAUCUGAAAAACUUUGCCGUCUAUCGCAGAAACAAGAUUAAAAUCCCUAACGAUAAUGCGCAAUUCCUAAGUCAUCACGGCUGGGGCAGAGCCAUUGGUAUAGCUUACCUUKGGGGCAUGUGCAGUGCUAAGAUAUCGUGUGGCAUCAACAAGUUCAAUACAAAGUCCCUUCUUGGCCCUUUGGUUACGGUAGCUCACGAAAUGGGGCACAACUUUGGAUUUGGACACAAUAAACCUCCUUGCAAAUGCUUGACUCCUAAAGGAUGU
Messenger RNA from Exaiptasia diaphana, 1068 nucleotides. RefSeq names its product disintegrin and metalloproteinase domain-containing protein 8. NCBI's taxonomy places the organism in Eukaryota, Metazoa, Cnidaria, Anthozoa, Actiniaria, Aiptasiidae. The transcript is spliced from 13 exons. Gene Ontology annotation, molecular function: metalloendopeptidase activity. The annotation marks the transcript as partial. Gene Ontology annotation, biological process: membrane protein ectodomain proteolysis. The record is from RefSeq and is a predicted model, not a curated record.